CGUUCUGCAUUGAAUUUAUCCCAUGGAACGCAAAAAGUGCGCUUUUCAAAUAAUUGUCAACUACAACAAAAAAAAAAAAAAAAAAAAGUAAUCUACCAACAAAUCUUGCGAGAGGAAACUGAUUAUGUAAGCAAAAUAGUGAUUGGGAUCCCGCAAAAGUUUGAAAUCUACAACAGAAGAAUUUUUUUAAGAAAUGCAUACAUAUAUGAACAAAGUGAAAAGAAUUAUCUUACAAAAUUCAUCUUCAUUCCGCUUUCACUGACUGCUAAAAACAUGUGACAACAGAUUCUGCAGUUUAAGUUGAUUGAGGGAUAAUACAGAUGCCAUGCCGAUGUCCAAAGCAUAACCAUCGUGUUUCGAAACUGCGUUCGAAUAAUAAUGAAUAUUGGGAAAGAUUGAAUCCGCGGAUAUCAUCACUACUUGAACCGUGGCUUUAUUCGGGUUGUGACUUCAAGAUCUUACAUUACGCAAUUACGCCUCAACUCUUUCUUAGAAAGUGACCGGAUUCUGCUGUUAUUGAAUUUGGCUCGGAGUUAUAGCGCAAUACCAUUAGACUUUCCAUGGAAUCUUUAUACUGCAGCUUCCGAGAGUCCAUAACACAGUUCUGUAUCCAAGCAUUGCGUUAUCGUGCAUUUACUCUGUUUCAUAGAAAAAAAAACAAAAACCAUAAAUGAUUAUUUUUCAAAUAGAUGACCUGUGCCCUGUAUUUGAAGUCGUGAAAAUUUUGCGAACCUAGCGAUUCUUAUCGGUAAAAUUCGUGAACGUGCAUGAAAAAAUGUGUCACACAGGUAUAAGUCGCACUUAAGUUGCGGAAGGGGUCAAACGGUACCGCAAAACGGGACGGUGCAGCCCGUUCGGGUUUAAAAUCGAAGUAAUUGCUGUCCUCGCACUUAGUCAUCAAACUGCUGCGGCACGAAGAGCUCUUUAAAAUUCUAACGAAUCGAAAUGCGAGUGCAUUAUACAGUUUUUCUCGCCGCUAUUCUGCCCUUGGCCCAGGACGCUUUGGCAGCUAAGGGUCCGAUCCAGGAUGCGAUUAACAGCGGCGCGGCGGCGGAAUACGACAAAAACGAUUGUACCUGGAGAAGAGGCAACGAAAGGGAUCUCUGUCCAGACCCAGAUGUCCACGUUUUCCUUUAUACUCCUGGACAGCCUAAAAGGAAACUCGAAAUUGACCAGUCAGAUUGGCUGCGUAAUGGCCCUUACGAACCGAGAAACGAAAACGUGUUUGUUAUCCAUGGUUACGCAGGGGGAGAUGAUACCCUGCCCAUCGCGGUCCUGAGGGAUGCUUACCUACGAAAUGGGAGCUACAAUGUCUUCAUGGUUGAUUGGAGCGUCCUUUCAUCGGCGCCCUGCUACCCCGCUGCAGUGGCGAACCUUCGACCGGUGGCAAAGUGCCUCGCGGGAAUGUUGACCACCCUUAGGAAUCUGGGGCUUGAAAUCCACAGAACGACGUGUGUUGGGCAUUCAUUGGGUGCUCAUAUUUGUGGAGUUAUGGCUAAUUACCUGUUCUUCCGACUUCAUCGUAUCGUUGGACUUGAUCCCGCGCGUCCUUUGGUCAGACCAGGGUUCGUCAAUAGACUGGACAGUGGGGAUGCUGACUUUGUGGAAGUGAUACAUACCAACGCUGGAUACUAUGGGGAAAUGGGACGAGUUGGCCACGUUGAUUUUUGCGUUAACGGAGGGAAACUUCAACCCUUCUGUGAGAACAGAAGCAACGAACAACUCUGCAGUCACGUUUGGGUCGUUUGUUACAUGGCCCAUAGCGUCGAUGGUGACACAAAUCUGAUGGCGGAACCUUGUUCAAGGAGGUGUCCAGCCGGGCCCAGGAUAACUCAGAGGAGCGGGAAUAGUUUGGUGAUGGGACAUCACACGCCAGGGACUGUGAGAGGGUCAUUUUGCUUGUCGAGUGUUAAUCCUCCUUACUGUCCUAGACAUGGACAGGGAAGAGGAGAUGAGAGAUGUUGCGUUUGAACGUUAGAAGAAUGAGGAGAUUAAAGGCUUAGAAGGUCUUCUGAGACUGCACAUUAUUCAUUUACCAUUGUAAGUAGUGUGUAAUUUAAGAGAAAUCGUCUGACUCAACUUAUUUAAGAGGAAAUAACGUUUGCUGUUGCGAAAUGAGAAGACAGCGUGGAUAUUUUUAUUCGUAUGAAAAAGUGUUAUUCGUUCUGUACGCGGAGCGAUCGAUUUGAUAUUUAUUUAACGAACCCCAGGGGUCCGUUAUAUUCCGGACUUGAAAGUCUGCAUAAGGUGAGGCUGUUUGUUAUUCGAAGUGCAUCAAGGAAAAACUCUGCAUACGCAAUAACGAGUGAAUACCGCUAUACGCUCCACAGAGUGACCCUUGCGCGUGUUACAAUUAUUAUUUGUUUUAUCAUUAUUUUUCGUUAUAGCUCUUGUCUCUGGGUCAACAGAUGCAAAUUCGCUAAGUCGAGCUUUUCUUUGAUUUGCCGAUGUAAUAUCCAGAAGUAAUCGAUCUUUACAGACUUUCACUCAAUGAUGUCACUUAACGUUAUUUAUUUCGCAACUGCGAAACCUUAUCCCACACGACACAGUCUUAUAUUUCAGUAGCGAACGUUAUUUAAAAUUAGCUGGCCGUCCAUCACCGUACAGUUCUAUUUGCGGGACUAGAAAAUUUCAGGUAGAUACGUAUUCAUUCAUGCAUAUUAUUAUCUAUGUAUAUAUAUAUUUAUAUUUUCAUUAAUUUGUAUCGACAUUUGUUAUAAUCAUGUAAUAAUUGAUUGGAAUAAAUGAAACCGAUUAUGA
This is a messenger RNA of Athalia rosae (coleseed sawfly), 2760 nucleotides long. RefSeq names its product phospholipase A1 member A-like. Gene Ontology annotation, biological process: lipid metabolic process. NCBI's taxonomy places the organism in Eukaryota, Metazoa, Arthropoda, Insecta, Hymenoptera, Athaliidae. The record is from RefSeq and is a predicted model, not a curated record. The transcript has a single exon. Gene Ontology annotation, molecular function: lipase activity. The coding region runs from base 946 to 1971 and encodes 341 amino acids.